Frieseomelitta varia is the source of this 886-nucleotide messenger RNA. RefSeq names its product peroxiredoxin-5, mitochondrial-like (gene Prx5). The record is from RefSeq and is a predicted model, not a curated record. NCBI's taxonomy places the organism in Eukaryota, Metazoa, Arthropoda, Insecta, Hymenoptera, Apidae. Gene Ontology annotation, biological process: cellular response to oxidative stress; cell redox homeostasis; hydrogen peroxide catabolic process. The transcript is spliced from 4 exons. The coding region runs from base 172 to 732 and encodes 186 amino acids. Gene Ontology annotation, molecular function: thioredoxin peroxidase activity. Gene Ontology annotation, cellular component: cytoplasm; peroxisome; mitochondrion.
GGGCGAAAAGGAAUGAUUAUAUUUAUGUAAUGAGUCGAAAAGGUUGCGCAAUAUCACAUGUUCAUUCAGUCAAUUCUUGGUUGUAUUUUAAUUAAAUGAAUUCUUCUAUGACUUCAUUCUAUGAAAAAUAGUUGAUUAUUUGGUUUACGGUGUUAACAAUUAUAUAUACAGAUGAACCCACUUAUAAAUCGCGCAAUUUUUAUUAACGAACGAUUGUCAUUUGGUUAUUUCAUACGACAAUUUCGGUUAUCAUCACAAAACAUGGUUAUCGCUGUAGGAGAAAAGUUACCCACAAUUGAUCUUUUUGAAGAUUCUCCCGCAAAUAAAGUAAAUCUUGGCAAAAUUGCUGCUGGGAAAAAAAUUGUAGUUUUUGCAGUGCCAGGUGCAUUUACACCAGGAUGUUCAAAGACACAUCUUCCUGGUUAUAUACAAAAAGCUGAUGAAUUGAAAUCUAAAGGAGUUGCAGAAAUCUUUUGUAUUUCUGUAAAUGAUCCGUUUGUAAUGGCAGCAUGGGGUAAAGAACAUGGAGCUGAAGGCAAAGUACGUAUGCUGGCAGAUCCUGCAGCUCAGUUUACAGAUGCAUUGGAGCUAUCUGUAGAUUUACCGGUAUUGGGUGGAAAAAGAAGUAAACGAUAUUCUAUGAUUCUUGAAGAUGGAAUAGUUAAAGAGUUGAAUGUUGAGCCUGAUAAUACAGGCCUUUCUUGUUCUUUGGUACAAAAUAUUAAACUUUAAAAUAUACUCUAUUGAAUAUUAUCUAGUAAUUUCUUGUUAGAAAAUUAUUAAUAGUUUUUUGAUUAACUUAUAAAUUCUGGCAUGUGUGCAUAAAAUAAAACGAUUAUUCAUCACACAAUAUUAAAAUUUGUUAAAUAAAAUAUAUAUACCUGUA